AUGGCAGGUGAAGACUGUGUAAGAAAACGCCAGUCUGGCUCCGCUGCAACCUGCAAGACCCCUGGGAAUGAAGAAACACAGAGGAGACCUGAGAGCGAGAGGUCAUUUCAAAACUCAAGCAAUGGCCGGGUUGAUGUCGACCAUGCGAUAACGAGGAAAAUGCAGCUAAUAGCAGAAGCUGAGCAAUUGAAGCCAGCUUUCAUGAAGGAAGUGGACAGUCACUUCACAGAGUUUGUGAACAGUUUGGCAGCAAAAUCAGUAUUCCUGGACUCCUCAUCUUCAGCCUCCCCCUUCCCAGCUUCAUGCUCAGAGAAGGAACUGCACAAAGCCAAGAACUUGAGGGCUCCUCCAGAACAUGGGAAGAUCUUUACUGCCAGAAGGUCCCUCUUGGAUGAGCUGUUUGAAGUGAGUCACAUCAGGACGAUCUACCACAUGUUCAUCGCUCUUCUCAUCGUCUUCAUCCUCAGCACACUUUUAGUAGACUUCAUUGAUGAAGGAAGGCUGGUCCUAGGAUUUGAUCUCUUGGUCUUUGUUUUUGGAAAGUUCCCGGUCGUCUUCUGUACUUGGCUGUGCAUGUUCUGUGCCACAGUUACUGUUCCAUACAAGCUUUUUGUCUGGUGGGCCCAAGGCUACUGCAGUUCCUCCCAUCGUGUACUCCGGUCUCUUUUCUAUGGGACAUUGUUCACACUCUUCCAAACAGCUGGGCUUGGAUUUGGACCAACCUACAUUGCUGUAUCAUAUGCCCUGCCUCCAGCUUCCCGUUUUAUUGUAAUAUUGGAACAGGUUCGUCUUGUUAUGAAGGCUCAUUCAUUCAUCCGGGAGAAUGUACCCAGAGUCCUGUCCUCUGUAAAGGACAAGUCAGGCACAGUACCUAUUCCCAGAAUUUCUCAAUACCUGUACUUCCUCUUUGCUCCCACCCUCAUCUACAGAGACAACUAUCCCAGGAAUCCUGUGAUAAGAUGGGGCUAUGUAGCUACCAAGUUUGCACAGGUGCUUGGUUCACUUUUCUAUGCUUACUACAUCUUUGUGAGACUCUGCAUUCCUCAGUUCCGCAACAGUAGUCAAGAAACCUUCAGUCUUCGAGGGCUGGUCCUCUGCAUCUUCAAUUCCAUUCUGCCAGGUGUACUGAUUCUCUUCCUGGCUUUCUUUGCGUUCCUUCACUGUUGGCUUAACGCAUUUGCUGAGAUGCUGCGCUUUGCAGAUCGGAUGUUCUACAAGGACUGGUGGAACUCCACUUCCUAUGCAAACUACUACCGAACCUGGAAUGUGGUAGUACAUGACUGGCUUUAUUAUUAUGCCUACAGGGACUUCCUUUGGUUUUUUGGUAAGAAGUUCAAAGCAGCAGCUAUGUUGUCUGUCUUCACAGUAUCAGCUGCUGUGCACGAAUAUGUUCUGAUCAUUUGCUUCGGCUUCUUCUAUCCAGUACUCUUUUGCCUGUUUAUGUGCUUUGGAAUGGUCUUCAACUUCAUCCUUAAUGACCGUCGGAAAGGGCCUAUCUGGAAUGUGAUCAUGUGGACAUCCCUCUUCCUGGGCCAAGGUGUCAUCAUUUGCCUUUAUAGCCAGGAGUGGUACGCCCGCCAGUACUGCCCUAUGGAAAAUCCCACGUUCCUGGACUACUUAAAACCACGUUCCUGGUCGUGUCACAUGAAGAUGUAAAAAGUAUGCUCUGGCCGUGUCAUCGUCACAGAAGAUCAGAGUUGUCCUCCAAGAAUUUGGACCAAUGACCUAACUUACUAUGGACUUUUUCCAAGGGAAGUUGUGCCUCCUGAUUAUUGGGGAGAAACUGUAAUUUUUUUAAUAUUACUGAGGCAAACCAGUUGACCUGGAUUGCUACAGGCUUCACAGGCAGCAUCUGCUACAUGCUGUCCUACUUCGAGCCAUUUCCAUGCCAGCAAAACAUUGAGCAAAGGUCGAGUCUGCUGGAAUCCUACUCAUCCAGGGGUACCCCAAGUUGCUGCUCUUCCGGACGAUAGUCAGUCCAGUCAGAUUUGCUAGUAGCUUACUGCUGGCGUCCGUCCAUCUUCCUUAGCCACCCUGUUGCAAUUUUUUUUUUCUCCCUUUUGGGAAUGGGAUGUCUACCAAACUUCUGUUCUUUGUGAUCCUGUCUGCUGCUAUGACAUGGACAAGUGGCAGUGCAACCAGGAUAUUUGCCUCCUUGCUCUGAAAAUAGCCAAAGUAUUCCUGGAUGGCUUUGGACUGCUUUCUAUGUAUGCUGGCUGCCUAGUAUUUUAAAAUGGGCAGGGAGAAAGGGGAUUGUCAAUUUACUUGUGGCUGCAUUGGAGAAUCAGGUUCAGAAGCAGGGCACGGUGUGUGCAGUCUUUAUAUGACUUUUUACACUGAAAAUUUAUGUUCUUUCUGUAUUCACUAAGUUCCCAGCUGACUUACAGCAUUUUUGUUCCCUGAAGGCCCUUGUGACUUCAGGAAUAGUUUUGUUCCUUGUAGCUCUUCCUUUCUCUUGCUCCAGAUAAUCAAUUCUUUUAGCACAAUUAACUUGUAAAAAAGCUUUUUGCUUUAAUUUGGCAGGUGCUUUAAGGUAUGCGAGUUGUUAAGGCUUUCUCUAGUGUGAAGGAUUUGAAAUGCUACCACCCAACUGUAAGAAAAUGCAAUUGACUUUACAGGUACUCGGCACAUUCUCAUCCAAAAUGGCUACAUCCGGUUCAAGAUGCCAGCACAUUUUGGUGCCUCUCGCCCAUGUGCAUUGUAGGGGCUUCUGACGCUGUUGGUGGGAAAUGAGGGUUGACAAAGUGGCUGGAGUCAGAGCUGCCUGUGUCUGCUCUGAUGUCAGUGGCAUCUUCAGGUGAAGAUCAGUUCCCCAGGUGUUGCCCUCUUCUUUCUGAAGAGGUAGGGCAUCCACCCAUACACACUGUUAAAGGGAGAAGCAUUAUGCGAAUUUGGUAUUUCAAUAUCUACUAAUUAGGCAGAGUCCCUUCAGUUUCCUUGUUCUGUCAGAUGCUAAGUCCAAAAGGGAACUUUUACAUAGUCUCGGGGUACGUAUCUCUCCUGUUCUACUGGAACUGCAGCUCCCAUUAUUGGAGAGGGAGGGCAGCCUGAUAGAGGUACGUUAACUUUGGUCGCAGGGAUUUCUGAACUACUCAAAUGCUCUUUAUUGGCACUUUUUGGUAACAGCUUUUCCUUACUGGCCUACAAGCCUAAGUAUUUGAUACCAGUGGUAUUGGGACUGUUGAUGGACUUGUCUCCCAAUCCGCUUAAGACUAUCUUUUGGGCUUCUGUUUUUUUACUAACCUGAGUCAACAGUAAUUUCAUGAAAGCCAGGUGAUACCUAAACUCUUCCAAGUUUUCAGUUUUCUGUAAGAAGGAAUCCUGCACUUCAGAAAGGACAUUGUGUCCGGUCAAAUUUGCCAAACGCAGAGUCUGCGUAUGUGGCUCUCCUCUGAAAAUACCUCCUCCUGGAACUUGUUUGUUGAAACGGUUGGGUUAAUUUCAGAGGAAGGGGUUCAUGUAUAUACUCAAACUUGGCAGUGUUAGUAUAUAAAAUCCUGAGAAUGAAAUGGGUUGCUUUAUCCGCAUUCAGUUUGACUAAUCCUAAAUCAUUCACAAUACGUUUUGUGGGAGGAAGGGACAGAAGUGCUGGAGCAACUAAGCUUCCUUUUUGGGGGG
Egretta garzetta (little egret) is the source of this 3618-nucleotide messenger RNA. RefSeq names its product sterol O-acyltransferase 1 (gene SOAT1). Gene Ontology annotation, cellular component: endoplasmic reticulum membrane. Gene Ontology annotation, molecular function: cholesterol binding; fatty-acyl-CoA binding; cholesterol O-acyltransferase activity. NCBI's taxonomy places the organism in Eukaryota, Metazoa, Chordata, Aves, Pelecaniformes, Ardeidae. Bases 1 to 1656 code for a protein of 551 amino acids. The transcript has 15 exons. Gene Ontology annotation, biological process: cholesterol metabolic process; cholesterol efflux. The record is from RefSeq and is a predicted model, not a curated record.